This is a messenger RNA of Pelobates fuscus (common spadefoot toad), 686 nucleotides long. RefSeq names its product peptidylprolyl isomerase H (gene PPIH). The coding region runs from base 22 to 555 and encodes 177 amino acids. The record is from RefSeq and is a predicted model, not a curated record. Gene Ontology annotation, molecular function: peptidyl-prolyl cis-trans isomerase activity. Gene Ontology annotation, cellular component: intracellular membrane-bounded organelle. NCBI's taxonomy places the organism in Eukaryota, Metazoa, Chordata, Amphibia, Anura, Pelobatidae. The transcript has 10 exons. Gene Ontology annotation, biological process: protein peptidyl-prolyl isomerization; protein folding.
CGGGAUUUGCCCCAGACAGACAUGGCGGUACCGGCUUCCAGCUCUAACAAUCCCAUCGUGUUCUUCGAUAUUAACAUCGGUGGGCAGGAGGUUGGUCGAAUGAAAAUUGAACUCUUUGCAGAUGUUGUGCCAAAAUCAGCAGAAAAUUUUAGGCAGUUUUGCACAGGUGAAUUCAGGAAAGAUGGUGUUCCUAUAGGUUAUAAAGGAAGCACUUUCCAUAGGGUGAUAAAAGAUUUCAUGAUCCAAGGUGGUGACUUUGUUAAUGGAGAUGGCACAGGGGUUGCAAGCAUAUACAGAGGUCCAUUCGCGGAUGAAAACUUCAAACUAAAGCAUUCUGCCCCUGGUCUUCUCUCUAUGGCUAACAGUGGUCCAGGAACAAACGGCUGUCAGUUUUUUAUCACAUGCUCGAAAUGCGAUUGGUUGGAUGGGAAGCAUGUGGUUUUUGGCAAAGUUAUUGAUGGACUUCUAGUCAUGAGAAAAAUUGAGAAUGUACCUACAGGUCCCAACAAUAAGCCCAAGCUCCCAGUUAUUAUUGCUCAGUGUGGCGAAAUGUAAAUCGAGCUGCAUGCUGAUAUCCGGGAGCCUGAAAUGUACACAUCGGUGACUGUACAGUGAUCACAAUGUUUAUUCUUUGAGAGUUGUGUUUUUUUUGUUACAAAUAUUUUUUAAUAAACAACAUUUGGUUA